CCAUAUUCAAACUCUAAUCUACAUUCUUUCUUUUCCUCUUCUUCCUUUUUUUUUUUUAACUUCAUUUUCAUCUUAUUAGAUAAGAGAGGUAUUAUUCAAUUAAUUUUUUCAAAAUCACAAAAAUGAAAGACGUUGCAGGCAACCCUUUACGUCUUAAAUCAGUGAAUCAUAUCUCUCUUAUCUGCAAAUCGUUGGAUGAAUCUAUCAACUUCUACCAAAAUAUUCUUGGUUUCAUUCCCAUUAGAAGGCCUGGAUCAUUUGAUUUUGAAGGGGCAUGGCUAUUUGGCUAUGGAAUUGGAAUUCACCUUCUUCAGACUAAAGCCGCUGAAAAUAUUCCAAUGAAGAAGGAAAUUAAUCCAAAAGAUAAUCAUAUAUCAUUCCAGUGUGAAAAUAUGGGAAUAGUACAAAAAUGUUUGGAGGAGAUGAAGAUUGAUUAUGCUCGUGCAUUGGUGGAAGAAAAUGGAGCUAAAGUUGAUCAGAUGUUUUUUCAUGACCCAGAUGGAUUCAUGAUUGAGAUAUGCAAUUGUGAUAAUAUUCCUAUUAUUCCAUUAGCCGGAGACAUGGCUAGAUCAUGCUCAAGACUCAAUCUUGAUAUUAUGCAACAACAAAUGCAACAAGUUGUCAACCAAAUUUGAUCAUGAGAACUUUGAGUUGGGGAAUUAGAAAGACAAGUUAAUUAAAUAUUAAUGUUAUGUAUGACUUAUGAGUGAGUCUUUCUUUUUUUAGUUUAUGUAUGUAUUCUAUUUGUUAAUAUGUUACUUUCUUAUGGAUGUAAUAGAAUCCAUUGUAAAAGUAAUGAAUUUAUAUAAUAUAUUAUUAUUUUAAAUUA
Molecule: messenger RNA, 829 nt
Organism: Vicia villosa (hairy vetch)
Lineage: Eukaryota; Viridiplantae; Streptophyta; Magnoliopsida; Fabales; Fabaceae
Product: glyoxylase I 4-like
Exons: 3
Coding region: 123-635 (170 amino acids)
Source: RefSeq, a predicted model, not a curated record